AAGCAAAGCCUCAAUUUAGUAUUUGUAUUUGGGAGCUCUAGAGAGAGAGAGAGAUCUAGAGAGAGAAAUUAAAUGGCGAGGUGGGGUUUUAUGUUUGUGAUUGUUUAUCUUAUUGCGGCGGCUCAUCAUGCCGCAGCUAGGGUUGUCCCCGGUGACAAUGCAGCAGCUGGUCUCGCCGACCAAAAGAACUUUGCCUCUUUUGGAGGCGUCGGCGGCUACACUGGAGUUGGCGGUGAUGGGAUACCAUAUGGCGGCGUAGGUGGUGGAGUAGGCGCCGGAGGUGGGCUUGGUGGGAUCAAUGGAUUCGGUGGCUUCGGAGCUUUUAUCGGGACUUCACCAACUGGUGGUCUUGGUGGCGCCUUGGGUAAUAUUGGUGGCGGUGAUGGUGGCGGCGGCUUGGGAAAUCUUGGCGGCAUUGGUGGCGGCCUGCCUUAUCCUUGAAGUUAUGCUUCCGUAUAAUAUAUACAAAAAUAUGAAAUUUGUUACCACUUUUUAAGUGCGUUUUAGUGUAUUAUGUUUACGUUGAUUUUUGUUUGAAUUGUAUUAGCGCUUAUCUUGUAAAAGUGUUUGUUGAAUAUUUAAUUUGCUUGGUUAAU
This is a messenger RNA of Erythranthe guttata (spotted monkey flower), 596 nucleotides long. RefSeq lists its product as uncharacterized. The record is from RefSeq and is a predicted model, not a curated record. NCBI's taxonomy places the organism in Eukaryota, Viridiplantae, Streptophyta, Magnoliopsida, Lamiales, Phrymaceae.